This is a messenger RNA of Lacerta agilis (Sand lizard), 1521 nucleotides long. Its product is annotated as melatonin receptor type 1A-like. Lineage: Eukaryota; Metazoa; Chordata; Lepidosauria; Squamata; Lacertidae. Gene Ontology annotation, biological process: G protein-coupled receptor signaling pathway. Gene Ontology annotation, molecular function: melatonin receptor activity. The coding region runs from base 322 to 1290 and encodes 322 amino acids. The record is from RefSeq and is a predicted model, not a curated record. The transcript has 3 exons. Gene Ontology annotation, cellular component: membrane.
GGAGGAGGAGUCCAAGCCAUGCGCCUCUCCCCGCCGCGAGCAACUUCUCUGCAAAACUUCUGCAAGGCGGCGCGCAACGCUCUCCUCCGGGCUUAGCGUUUGCUGCGCCGGUUUCCAAAGAGGCCAUGCAGCGUUGCUGGGCGCUGCCUUCGCGCCCGGCUUUGGCAGGAGCCUGGGAAGCGUUGCCCCCCUCGAUCCCCGUGCGAUGAGCUUCCUCCUCUCAAGUUGGGGGUCGCCCUCGAUUGCCCUGCACUAUCACCUCCCCCCGCCCGGAAAUCGGAGGUGGUGGGAGCCCCCCACCUCAACCCCCAAUAAGCGAGGAUGGAAGAGGAAGGGUGGCUGCCGCGGAAGAAUCAGUCUGCCCGGCUGGAAAGGGAAGAGGCGGGUCCCUAUCCCGUUUGGGUGGUGGCCCUCCUUGCUGUCGUCCUCAUUGUCACCAUCGCCGUGGACAUUCUGGGCAACCUGCUGGUGAUCCUGUCCGUGUACAAGAACAAGAAACUGAGGAAAGCAGGGAAUGCCUUUGUGGUCAGCCUGGCUUUUGCAGACUUGCUGGUGGCUCUGUACCCCUACCCGCUGGCCCUGAUCGCCAUUUUCCAUGACGAGUGGGUCAUGGGCUACCUCCACUGUCAGGUCAGUGGAUUCCUGAUGGGGAUGAGCGUCGUUGGCUCCAUCUUCAACAUCACCGGCAUCGCCCUGAACCGCUACUGCUACAUUUGCCACAGCCUGAAGUACGACAAGGUCUUCUCCCUCGGCAACACACUGGGCUACGUGGGGGUCGUUUGGGCCCUCACCUUGCUGGCCAUCAUGCCAAACCUCUUUGUGGACUCCCUCAGGUACGACCCGCGGGUGUACUCUUGCACUUUUGCCCAGUCCGUCAGCUCCCUUUACACCAUUGCGGUGGUGGUGGUCCAUUUCUUCCUGCCCAUCGCCAUUGUCAGCUUCUGCUACCUGAGGAUCUGGGCCUUGGUGCUCCAGGUGCGGCGGCGAGUCAAGCCCGACGUCCGGCCCAAAAUGAAGCCGCACGACUUCCGGAACUUCCUCACCAUGUUUAUGGUCUUUGUGCUUUUUGCCAUCUGUUGGGCACCGCUGAACUUCAUUGGUUUUGUCGUGGCUCUGAAGCCAGCUCUGGAACCUUCCAUCCCUAAAUGGCUCUUCACGGGCAGCUACUUCAUGGCAUACUUUAACAGCUGCUUAAACGCCGUGAUUUAUGGAGCUCUGAAUCACAAUUUCCGAAAGGAGUACAAGAAAAUCAUACUAACCCUUUGCCAGCUGGUUUGCAGAACUGACUGAAAGAAAUCCACCGAAGCCCAAAUGGGUUUCAGAGGUUGGGUGUCGGAUAGCAAAGUUACCGGAAUACUUUUUGUAACUUGAGAAAUAAUCUGCAAAAGAGUUGUUUGUUACUUGCCUGCAACAGGGUGCUAGAUGGUGGCUUGCAAUGGCUUGUUCAGUGAGGUUUGAGAGUAGCACUUGAGAGCUGUGUUGGCAUAGCAAACAUCAGCUUCCUUAGUUUUUCUUAUCAGU